Fraxinus pennsylvanica is the source of this 4401-nucleotide messenger RNA. The record is from the annotation of a GenBank genome assembly. Lineage: Eukaryota; Viridiplantae; Streptophyta; Magnoliopsida; Lamiales; Oleaceae.
AUGCGGGCUUCAAGAAGGCAAACCAGCCGCAGUGCAAGCAGGAGCUUAAGCUGGAGUACAGAAGAUUUCUUUUCUGCUGCCACGCCGGGGAGGAGCAACCAGGCUGAGGAAGAUGAAGAAGCCUUGAAAUGGGCUGCUCUAGAGAAGUUACCAACCUACGACAGGCUGCGCAAAACUGUCCUAAAAUCCUUCUUGGAAAAUGGCAAUGGAGGGAAUAAUAAGGUUGUACACAAUGAAAUUGAUGUAAGAAAGCUUGACAUGAAUGAUAAACAAGAGUUCAUUGAUAGGAUUUUUAAGGUUGCAGAGGAAGAUAAUGAGAAGUUCUUGAAAAAGCUCAGAAAACGAAUUGACAAAGUUGGGAUUAACCUUCCGACAGUAGAAGUUAGGUUCAAGAAGUUAACUGUCGAGGCAGAUUGUUUCAUAGGCGACAGAGCUCUUCCGACACUGCUAAAUGCAACUCGUAAUAUUGCUGAGACAGCAUUGAGUUGUUUUGGGAUCAGAUUGGCUGACAGAACAAAACUCACUAUACUAAAAGAUGCUUCUGGGAUUAUAAAACCAUCUAGAAUGACUCUCCUAUUGGGGCCACCAUCUUCUGGGAAGACAACCCUUCUGUUGGCUCUGGCUGCAAAAUUAGACCCUUCCUUAAAGACCGUUGGAGAAAUUACUUACAAUGGACAUAGGCUAAAGGAAUUUGUCCCACAGAAGACAUCUGCAUACAUUAGCCAAAAUGAUGUUCAUAUUGGAGAAAUUACUGUCAAAGAAACUCUAGAUUUCUCUGCAAGGUGCCAAGGGAUCGGUUCUCGAUAUGAACUUUUGAAGGAGCUUGCUAGGAGGGAAAGAGAUGCUGGGAUUUAUCCAGAGGCAGAGGUGGAUCUUUUUAUGAAGGCAACCGCAGCGGAGGGAGUUGAGAGCAGCCUUAUUACAGACUACACUCUCAGGAUACUGGGACUUGAUGUGUGUCGAGAUACCAUUAUUGGAGAUGCAAUGAUACGAGGGAUUUCUGGAGGCCAAAAGAAGCGUGUGACAACAGGGGAGAUGAUUGUUGGGCCAACGAAAACAUUAUUUAUGGACGAAAUAUCAACAGGACUGGACAGCUCCACAACAUUUCAGAUAGUGAAGUGCUUGCAACAAAUUGUACACCUCACAGAGACCACGAUCUUGAUGUCGCUCCUCCAGCCAGCGCCGGAGACAUUUGACCUCUUCGAUGAUAUUAUUCUUUUAUCAGAAGGCCAGAUUGUCUAUCAGGGUCCACGAGAGCAUGUCCUUGAGUUCUUUGAGAAUUGUGGGUUCAAGUGCCCGGAGAGAAAGGGCACUGCUGAUUUCUUGCAAGAGGUGACAUCAAGAAAAGACCAGGAGCAAUACUGGGCAGAUAGAAGCAAGCCAUACAAACAAAUUCCAGUGAGUGAAUUUGCCGAAAAAUUCAAGAGCUUCCACGUGGGUCAACAGCUUAAUAACGAACUAUCAGUCCCUUACAACAAGAGCCGAAGUCACAAAGCAGCUCUCGAGUACAAAAAGUAUUCAGUACCAAAAAAAGAGCUUCUCAAAGCCAACUUUGACAAGGAAUGGCUUCUGAUCAAAAGAAACUCUUUCUUCUACGUUUUCAAGACUGUACAAAUCAUUAUUGUGGCAAUCAUUACAUCAACUGUGUUUUUGAGGACUACAUUACAUGCUAGGAACGAAGAUGAUGGGGCUGUCUAUAUUGGUGCGCUAUUGUUUGGCAUUAUAUGCAAUACUUUCAAUGGUUUUGCCGAGGUAUCACUCGCUAUACAGAGACUUUCAGUCUUCUACAAGCACAGAGAUUUACUCUUUCACCCACCUUGGGCUUUCACUCUACCCAAUUUUCUUCUGAGGAUACCAAUAUCACUGUUCGAGUCCAUUGUCUGGACCGUCAUAACAUACUACACCAUAGGAUUUGCCCCUGAAGCUAGCAGGUUUUUCAAGCAACUAUUGCUAAUAUUUAUGAUCCAGCAAAUGGCUGCGGGGAUGUUUAGGCUCAUUGCAGGAAUAUGCAGGACAAUGGUUUUAUCAAACACUGGUGGUUCUCUUACACUUCUCGUUGUGUUCCUUUUGGGGGGUUUCAUCCUUCCGAGAGAUCAAAUUCCUGUGUGGUGGAGAUGGGGUUACUGGGUUUCACCACUGACCUAUGCUUACAAUGCCAUCGUAGUAAAUGAGAUGUUUGCUCCAAGAUGGAUGGACAAAUUGGCCUCAGACAAUGAUACAAGGUUGGGACUAGCUGUGCUGAAUAAUUUCAAUAUCUUCCCAGAAAGAAACUGGUACUGGAUAGGCAUAGCAGUCCUCUUCGGGUUCACAAUUUUCUUCAAUGUCCUUUUCACUUUUUCCCUUAUGUACCUUAACCCUAUUGGGAAGCCACAAGCUAUAAUAUCCAAAGAGCAGGCAAGGGAAAUGGAGGAAACACCGCCACCUAGAACAACAAAGUCGAAGAAAGGUUCACUCCCUGGGAAUUACACAAAGGAAAUAGCAAUCCAGCGAAUGAGCAUCCGUGCCCCUGCCGGAGGCCAUUCAAAUCUUGAGGCCUCGAGAGAUUUUGCUCCUAAAAGAGGAAUGGUUCUUCCUUUCACACCUCUAGCUAUGUCCUUUGAUGGUGUAAAUUACUUCGUGGAUAUGCCCCCAGAAAUGAAGGAACAAGGAGUGACAGAGGACAAACUCCAAUUACUUCGUGAAGUAACUGGUGCAUUUAGGCCAGGAGUUUUAACUGCAUUAAUGGGAGUAAGUGGAGCAGGAAAAACUACCCUAAUGGAUGUUUUGGCUGGUCGAAAGACAGGUGGUUAUAUUGAAGGCGACAUUAGAAUCUCUGGAUUUCCAAAGAUACAAGAAACCUUUGCCAGAAUUUGUGGAUACUGUGAACAAAAUGAUGUCCACUCACCUCAAGUAACUGUCUUUGAAUCUUUAAUUUACUCGGCCUUUCUUCGGCUCCCAAAAGAAGUUAUCAAGGAGCAAAAGAUGACUUUUGUGGAAGAAGUGAUGGGUUUAGUUGAACUAGACAAUCUCAAGGAAGCUAUUGUGGGGAUUCCAGGAGUUACUGGAUUGUCAACAGAACAGAGAAAGAGAUUGACAAUAGCGGUUGAACUUGUUGCUAACCCCUCAAUUAUAUUUAUGGAUGAACCGACUUCUGGUUUAGACGCAAGAGCAGCAGCAAUUGUCAUGAGGACUGUAAGAAACACGGUGGACACAGGAAGAACGGUUGUUUGUACUAUCCAUCAGCCUAGCAUUGAUAUCUUCGAAGCAUUUGAUGAGCUGCUUCUCUUGAAGAGAGGGGGUCAAAUGAUCUAUGCAGGACCAUUGGGCCAGCAUUCCCGUAGAAUCAUCGAAUACUUUGAGGCAAUUCCAGGAGUCCCAAAGAUUAACGAGAAAUAUAACCCGGCAACAUGGAUGCUGGAAGUGAGCUCAGUGGCUGCAGAAACCCGACUUGGGAUUGAUUUUGCUACACAUUACAAAUCGACAACAUUAUAUGAGCAAAAUAAAGCUCUAGUAAAAGAGUUGGGCAAACCAUCUCCCGGGGCAACAGACAUAUAUUUUCCCACACGGUAUUCUCAGCCCACAUGGAACCAAUUCAAGUCCUGCCUCUGGAAGCAAUGGUGGACUUACUGGAGAAGUCCUGAUUAUAAUCUAGUUAGACACUUCUUUACCUUGGCUUGUGCACUAGUGGUUGGUACAAUUUUUUGGAGAGUCGGCACGAAAAGAGAAAACAAUACGGAUCUUUUGACGAUUAUCGGAACCAUGUAUACCUCUGUGUUGUUUGUUGGAGUUAGUAAUUGCUCAACAGUACAGCCAGUAGUAGCUAUAGAGAGAACCGUGUUUUAUAGGGAACGAGCAGCAGGAAUGUACUCGGCAUUACCAUAUGCCAUGGCACAGGUCGUCGUAGAAAUACCUUACGUACUUCUCCAGACUACCUAUUAUACUCUUAUAGUGUAUGGAAUGGUGAGCUUUGAAUGGACAUUGGCUAAAUUCUUCUGGUUCUUCUUCGUGACCUUUUUCUCAUUUCUCUACUUCACAUACUACGGAAUGAUGGCUGUUUCCCUCACACCAAACCACCAAGUGGCAGCAAUAUUUGUAGCAGCUUUUUCUUCACUUUUCAAUAUAUUCUCUGGUUUCUUCAUCCCCAGACCAAAAAUCCCAAAGUGGUGGAUAUGGUAUUACUGGAUUUGCCCUGUGGCGUGGACAGUAUACGGACUGAUUAUAGGCCAGUAUGGAGAUGUGGAAGACACCAUUAAAGUUCCCGGGAUGACCUUUGAACCGAUGAUCAAAAUCUACAUUCAAGAACACUUUGGAUAUGAUCCCAACUUCAAGGGACCAGUUGCUGCAGUUUUGGUAGGUUUCGCAGUCUUGUUUGCAUUCAUCUAUGCCUAUUGCAUUAAAAGACUGAACUUCCAAAUGAGGUAG